Asparagus officinalis (garden asparagus) is the source of this 2610-nucleotide messenger RNA. Its product is annotated as F-box/kelch-repeat protein At1g57790-like. Gene Ontology annotation, molecular function: protein binding. The coding region runs from base 1507 to 2532 and encodes 341 amino acids. The transcript has 3 exons. Lineage: Eukaryota; Viridiplantae; Streptophyta; Magnoliopsida; Asparagales; Asparagaceae. The record is from RefSeq and is a predicted model, not a curated record.
CCCAACUCCACACGCCGCACCCAGUCAUCCGCCUCCGCCCAUCGCCUCCAUCUCCUCUCCCAUCGCCGGCCCAGACCCGCCAAGCCGCCAUCACCACCAGCCCGAACUCCUCCGAGUCUCCCCUUCUCUCCUCGCUUCCCUGUGGCCGCUGAAAACCUUCACAACUUUCAAGGAGCUUUCUCUUCCUAAUCCAUGGAGGUGACCGAAGAGAUGAUGAGCAAAUAACACAUGAAAAGUAUGUUAAAGACUAUCCAGAUGAAAAAAAUAAGUAACAUUUUAAUGUCUGAUCAGUAACAUUUUGUUCCCUAGCAUUUUAGGGAUUCAAAUUUAAAUUAGUUGAUAUUUUGUAUAUAGAGAAUGCCAUGUGUUUACUUUUCGCACAGGGCCCCUAAAAUCUCAGAACCGGCCCUGACUCGGUUAUGUCCCUUAUAAAUCCACGGGCUACCUCGCAUAUAUAAGUGUUUUAUUUGUUGCAAAGGAAUAGAGCCGGACAUCUCUUCGUUCGACUUCUACAGGUGGUAACUUUUUUUUUCCUUUUUCCUUUUUUUUUAACCUUGAGAAUUUUCACCAUGAAGUUAUGCGCACUAUGUUUAUAAGUACUCGUGCGUGUACUGAUGUCCAAUUCUAAACAUAACGAGAUUUUCUUCCUUAACGUUUAAUUAGUACGUGUAACAUGUUACAUUUUGUGUUUAUAAACAUUGUUACUCUAAUCCUGUAUCUAUUGGAUGACAUUAAAUGGAUUGGUAAAUACUUCACUAAUUUUAGAGAUUAUGGUGAGAACUUUUACCUGAAUAAAAGAAAAGCCCGUGUUGUUAAAGCUCAAAGGUUGAAGAAAAUUCAUGGCUAUUUGAGAGUGGGGAUUAAUUAAAAUUGGAAAAAAACCCUCCCUCAAAUUCCUCUCUUCGGAUAUGCAGGUAUAAACCAACUUUUAUUUCCGUAAUCAUUUUUUUGUUACUACUUGCUUGCUCUGUUAUUCUUUUCCGUCCUCCUAUGUGAAUGGCAAAAUCUUGGAUGCCAUAGAAUUCUAGCCAAAAAUAAUUUCAUAUCGUGAUAUCUACAAGGUUCUCCUCGACAUAGUUUCCAUGUGUUUUCUAGAUUUAUUUAUGUCACAUAAGAUUUACCUCUCAUCAUGUUGAUAAAUUGUCCAAUUACUCUGAAGAAGGGAUAGGAGUACCGCCACCGAGAAAGGAUCUUAAUUAAGAUAAUGAGCAACUUAAUCUUUUUUAACUAUAAACUAGACUUUACCUAACAACUCAUAUCGUGAGGAAUAUAACCGAGAUUUCAAUAGCCAACUAUUUCAAAUACUAUUUUGCUUCUCAGCUAGCAAAAAUGUAAAUGAACACGAAACAAUCAAGAGCUUAAUUAAUUUCCUUUUCUUCACGAUAUGACUAAUUAACAUUAUAUGAUUGUUUACUAUCAAUAUAGGCCUGCAGGCUCAGAACUUUUCUGAGGAAGAACUAGUAUGUUAUAUGUUCAACUUGUUCGCGGACAGUAAAUCUAUUGAUCAUGGAAGUCGACAGAUCUUGGUUAGACCUCCCGGUCGAGCUCCUCGAAGCAAUCUUGUCAAAGCUUCCGCUAUCGGAUCACCCUAGAUUCGCCUGCGUGUGCAAAGACUGGAAAAAACUUACUUCCCGCGUUUAUCCCGCAGACAGAAGUCCUAUACUAAACAGGUCUUUCAAAGUCGAUUUUCCCGCGGCUGACCUAUCGAAAGCUCGGUUAUAUUCCUCCAAAGACGGAUGGCUGGUGCUCUGUCGGGAAGAAGAGGUCUUACUGGUCAACCCCUUCACUGACACCGUUCGUAGGUUUCCCGGGCUCGUUCACACACCAAGCUUCACCGGAAUCGAGUUCAUCGGUCAACCCCCCGAUAAAUGCUGCAUAUUCGCCAUCGAGAGCGCGUACAAGGAUAGCGUGCUUAUCUACUUUUGGAACGGCGAGGGCUGGGGACGAUACAGGUACGAAAACAACAUCCCGUUUGUCAUGUCGCCUCAUUCCAACCCCGUGGACUGCGGUCGAUAUUUUUUAUGCUUGGGAAAGGAUGGAAAUAUCGGGGCGUUUGACAUGCUCAAAGGCGCGUGGAUUGUUGUGGAACUUAAGAACUUCCCGACGAUUACAGUCGGAGGGAGCUAUUUGGUCGGGGAUCGAGGUAACGUUCGAGCGAUUACCGUUGGCGGUCAGAACUCGACGGUAAGAGUUUUCGAGCUCAUACCCGCGGAGGGGUGGGCAGAGUUUACAGACUUGAAGGCUCGUGCUCUAUUUAUCGGGCCCCGUAUGGCUCUUGUAUCGGCUAAUUCGCCGAAGAAAUUGGAUGACAUUGUUUUCUUUUCGAGGCUGCUUGGGACUCCGGAGGAGAUUGAAGCGGAAAUAAGGUGCUCCGAGGGUCGAAUUUACUUCGUUCCGAAGAAGUCUACUACUACUACUACGGGACCGAAGAAGACGAGUGAGGGGGGUAUAUACACUUACAACCUGACGACGGGGGGUCGCUCUGAGUAUUGUGGAUCUUUCGAAUAUCCCUGUAUAUUAUUGGGGUUUUAGAUAGAAAAUUGUCAACUUCAUUCCCUUCCUCACUCAGCUAACGUACUCUCAUACAACAUUUGGUUUUCUUGUUUUUUU